This is a messenger RNA of Trichobilharzia szidati, 1387 nucleotides long. NCBI's taxonomy places the organism in Eukaryota, Metazoa, Platyhelminthes, Trematoda, Strigeidida, Schistosomatidae. The record is from the annotation of a GenBank genome assembly.
AUGGGCCAUUUACCCAGUGAACCAGGCUAUGAUACUUUUGCGCUGGAUUUUCUGGAGACAUCAGCAUCCGGUACUAAUGAUUACUUAUCAUCUCCGAUGAGUGUGUUUCUACUACUCACCACCCUUCUUGGUUCAGGAGGAACCAAGGGUAAUACAAAGUUGCAAAUAGCUAAUGCUGUUGGAGUUUACGAAGAAAAAGGAAAACAAAAAGCCGCGUCAAAGAUUUUCAAUUCAAUAUACAAGAAUUUGACAGAAGAAAAAGCUAGUGGAGAAAAUAUCAUCACUAUAGGAAACGGAAUGUUUGUAAAAGAAGGAGCUAAAGUGAAAGAAAAGUUUGUAACGACAAUGAAAAGAAAUUUCGACAGUGAAGUUGCUAAUGUGGAUUUCACUGCUCAAGAAAGUACUAGGAAAACUAUCAAUGCAUGGGUUAGCAAUAAAACAAAUAAACUGAUCCCUGAACUUUUCACAAAACCAUUAUCGACAGCCACUAUUCUCGCUCUAAUCAACACAUUGUAUUUCAAAGGAAAGUGGAAAAAACCUUUUUCUAAUCGUAGUACUGCUGUAAAGACUUUCAAACCAUCCAAUCAACCUAUUAUUAAAAUAUCAAUGAUGCAUAUCUCUGAGACGAUUGAGUAUGGAAAAUUUGAACAUUUUAAUAUUCAUAUGAUCAGUAAACCGUUCACUAAUGCACGAUUCACGUUUGUUGUAAUUUUACCAACUGAACCAGGAAGACUUGAAUAUCCUGAUAAAGUACUGCGAGGAGAAAUCGAACUGCCAGAAUUAAUGAAACAACUUCAACAAACUCAAGUAACCUUAGGAUUACCACGGUUUAAGCUGGAUACAUCACUUGAUUUAGUUGGAACAAUAAAAUCAAUGGGAGUGACUGAUCUUUUUGAUCCAAAACGAGCAGAUUUAAGUGGAAUAACAAAGGCUAAGAUUUCCGCAGAUGUUCUUAAACAAAGUGCAUCUAUUAAAGUUAAUGAAGAGGGUGUAGAAGCUGCAGCUGCAACCGUGUUAAGCAUUUCAUUGACAAGUGUAAGAAAUCAAAAGCCUAUUCCAUUCAAUGUCAAUGAAUCAUUCGUUUGCUUUAUUUACGAUAAAGUAUUAAACACACCAUUAUUUGCUGGUCGUGUGAUUACACCAGUAGCAUUGAAGGAUUGAGAAAUGAAAACAAAAAAAUUCCUAUCCAGUUCAAAAAAGCUGUCAGCAUACUUCAGUGUAAUUCUCUAUGUAACUCUAGAAAUAUUACAUGGUUAAAGUUGAAAAAUAUAUCAAAACUCAAAGAAUGGUUUGCACAACUCUGUUCAUAUUUUAGGACUGCCAUGGCAUAUCUCAUUCAUUUUUUGUUGAUAAAAAUACAGUUGGUUACCCCCCCCCCACAUUCAUG